CUUGAUGGAAAGCGAACACAGCCGCUACUGCGGCAAUUUUAUUUUUUGUUUGUUUAUAUACAAAGUAUUUAUGCAAAAGUAAGGCAUUUUUAAUAUAUUUAAUAUGGAUAUUAGCGCGGAUGUAGCUGCCAUUGUCGGGCAGGCGUCGGAUUGGAAUUUCGCUGGCGAUUGUGCGCUGCUGGAGCUAAUGAAACGUAUCUCUCAGAAUCUUCACGAGCGGGGCGAACAAACUAGUCGUAAUUUUAGAGAAUUCGAAACGAAAGUAAGACGCGUGGAUAUUGCGCUGGACAAUGCGACGAACAGUUUGCGUUCGCUGCAGUUUGGCCAGCAGUUCGUGGAGUACAGGGUGGAGGAGGUGGACGAUGAUGACUUUGUCCUGCCCGAGGAGCAGCAAAAGAAGCCCGAGUUGCCAUUGAAGAGUUCCCAGGAGCUGGCCGCUGAGUUUCUACAGAACAAUCUACAAAUGUUCAGAAAGAACUUCGAGGCGGUGACCAUUGAAUUGACCGACUCGGAUGAAGAGGACGGCACUGUAAAUGCCACCACCGUCUAUCGCGAUAAGAAUCCCUACGACAGCAUACCACUGCCCUAUGUUAUAGGCUCCAAGGAGUGGCAGGAGCACAAACACGCCGGACUCUACGACAGCACGGAGAACAGCGAAGAUGAACAGCCCGAGCAGUUCUCCUCGAGCUCGUCUGAUGAGCUAGAAACAGCUGCGCCAAAGGCCACGCCCGUGCAUCAAGCACAGCACUCGGACUCCUCAUCGCUGGCAUCGCUGCCAAGGGAAAUGCCCGCACAAAACCAGGCAACUCCUGUGGCUCAACCUCCGCCUCAGCCUGUGUCCCAGUCUGUGCCUCAGCCUGUUCUGCCACUAGCUCGGCCGCGUCCUAUCAUAAGCAUGCAUAGAAAUCCACAUGAGAGCGACAUGUUUGCAGCGCUACGUGCUUCACCGCCCAGCGAUGAUCCACCUUCCAGCUCAGCUUCCUCGCUCAACUCAUCGCCAGCCAUUUCGCAUGCGAACGCUGCGGCGACGGGCCUCAGUUCGAGCAGCAGCAGCGCCAGCAAGGUGGUCAUCCAGGCUGGCAGGCAAUCGCCGCCUAAGCUAUUCGAUGAAGCGAUCCCAGUUGCUGCCGCUGCCACGCCCAUUGAUGUGCCCAGCGCAGUGAGGCCCACGCCAAGUGCUGCCAGUCAAAUCAAGCGAAAGCCUGUUAAUCUGUUCAACGACGAUGAGUUCAAUUCCUUUAUGUCCGAAAUUGUGGACAAGGUGCAGUCCAAGUCGGCCAACGGCCCAACGCCGCCCGCAACUGUGACCAAAGCUAAGAAUUCGCCCAAAGAAUCGCCGGCGCCUCAGGAAGUUAAGCCUGUUGCUCCCGCACGCAAACCAAUUGAGACACCACAGCGUAGCCUAAAUCUCUUCGAGGACAGCCCACCGCCGAGUCCCAGUUUGAGGCCAGCGACCAGCACGGCAAAUCCUGCCAAGAAGCUGCCAACAUCGCUCUUUGAUGACAAUUUGGAUGAUGAUGUCGAUGAUUUCCUCAGUUCCUUUACAGCCAAACCAAAGCCACAACAACAAACGCCCAAGACCACAUUAUUUGAUGAUGAUGAUGAUCUGGACAUUGAUGACAUCUUUGCCAAGAAAACGCCAACAGUGCAGCCAACUAAAUUGGCCAGCAAUAUAGUAAGCGCAACCUCGCUUUUUGAUGAUGACGGUGAAGAUGUGGAGAAUGUGAAUGAUAUAUUUGGCACGAGCUCAAGAAAGGCUGCUGAAAAACAACCGCAACAGCAAACCAAGGUUUCACUUGUCCAGCCACCAGCUAGGGAACCGCCAGCUGCACCUCGUAGUCUCUUUGAUGAUCUGGGUGAUGAUGAUCUGUUUGGCACGCCCAAAGCAAAGAAGCCAAGUCCAUAUGCUGGCGCCGAAAAGGAGCAGCUGAGCGAAACCAAGAGGCUUGUGGAGGAGGCAACGCCAGCAGACGUGGAGCAGCAGCUGCCUGAGCAGGCAGAACUCUUUGGACAACAAGCCAAAAAGCUCGAGCGGCAGAUUCCGCAGGCAAGCCAAGACUCGCCUGAUGAGGCGCCGGCAAACUUGAAAGCACAGCUGCCCAUUUCCAAAGUGGAUCUAUUCAGCGAUGAUUUCAGCGACGAGGAAGUUGUCAUAAGUUCCUCAUCCCAUACGACAAGAGAUUCAAAAGAGAUUACAACAACUGGGGAACUGCUGCCAGAGCCAACGAACAAAGCAGAAGAGGACCAGGACGAGCCUAAGAACAAGGAUGAAGCGGAGCUAUCGAGCAAUAAUGAAGAGCAGCAACAAGUGAAGCCUGCUCUGCUGGGUGAUUUAUUAAAGAACAUCAAAGACAGCUCCGCAAAUACAAUAGCUGAGGAGGAGGAGGAGGCGGAGGAGGAGCAGCCGCCGCCGGCUGACCAGCAGCAGCUGCAGCAGGAUCCCAUCAUCAGCCUGGUGGCUGGGCAAACCAAAAAGUUAACGCACUCUCAAGCGCCGGCGGAUUUGGCAGCUGCUCAGCAGAUAAUGCAAAACUAUUCGAGCCUCUUCUCGGAUGAGCCGCCCGACGAUAGCGAGUUCUUUCAAUCCUUGGGCACCAGCAGCCUGAGCAGCCUGAGUGCCACCAAAAUGUUCGACAGCGAACAGGAUUUCUUUGAGCCCUCGCUGCCCGAUUUGCCGCCCGCAGCUGCAGCGACCGUGGAGCAGGCCAACAAUGACUAUGGUGGCAUGCGUCUGUUCAGCGACGAGCCGCCAGAGGACGAUGAGGAUGAGGAUGAGCAGGAGGAAAAGGAGAUAGCUGCAGUAUCUGCAAACGCUGCAAAGCAACCGGAUGCAGCUGCUCCAAAGCGCAUACACACGAUCUUCUACGACGACUUCAGCGAAACGGCCCGAGCAGGCUCAGCCGCUCCGCAGGCCAAGUCGGCGAUCUUUGCUGAGGAGCCGCCGCCGGCGGAUGCGCCCAAACCCAGCUCACCCGUUAAAAAACUGCAAAUGCCCAAUAUAAACAUCAAUGUGCAGGCGCUGCUGCCCGGCGCCGGCUCCGGCCCCGGCGCCUUGCCUAAGCCGCCCAAGAAGCUGGAGGAGGCAGCGCGCAGUGCUGCUCCAGUUCGCCAAGCGGCGAUAUCCAGCUCCAGCGAGGCGGACAACAUUUUGCAGUGCAUCAGCAAGACGCGAGUGCGCGGUCCCGCCCAUCGCCGGCCGUCCACGCGCCGAGCACGACAGGCGAACUACGCCAGGAGUUUGCUGGAGGCACCGCCUGAGCCAACUCCUGCCUCGUCUACGUCCCCAUCAGCGGCAACAUCCACAACUGCUUCGCUCUCCAGCAAAUCAGCUGGCCUGCCCAGCUUUGAUAGUGAUGACAACGAGGCGGCAGCGGAUGAUGCCUUGUUCAAGGCAUUUAGAGCACAGCCAGCCGCUGCUCAAGAAUCAUCUCAAGCAGCCAAAUCGAAGACAGCUUUAUUUUUGGACUGCGAUCCGGAUGAUGAUGCGCUCUUUGGCAAAACGCUGGAUAGAAAAGCUGAAAAGGUGCCCGCAGUUGUUCCUCCAGUCGCUCCGAGAGCAACUUCUCCAUUUGCUCCGCCAGCAAUUGCUCCCGUUGCUCCCCCAGCAACAACUCCCGUUGCUCCCCUAGCAACAACUCCCGUUGCCAUGCUGUCCACACAACCACCCGAGGAUGACUUUAAGCCCUUUGCUAAAUCGGCUUCCUUUUUGGAUAGCGACGAGGAUGAUGAUAGCAACGGUUUCCUCUUUAGCCCAUCCACAGCACAAAGACCAGCACAGUAUGCCAAUAUGGGCACAUCUAGAGCUCCUACUGGUCCACCCAAAUCCUAUGUAUCCUUCUUGGACAACAACGAUGCGGAUGAGGAUGCCAUGUUUGCUGCCGCAGCAACCAGGUCAGCAGCAGCAGCUGCUCCGACUGCCUUGCCCAGCCAGAAACCACCAAAGGAUGAGCUCAAAUCCACAGCAAAAUCUGCUUUCUUGGUUAGCGAUGAAGACGACGACGAUGAUGCACUCUUUCAGACAGGCAAGCUCAAGACUGUGGCUGCAACUAAGAAGCCACAGGUAGUUGAACCUAAAUCCAGUAAAGUGCAGGCGCCAGCGCCAGCCUCCGUUGUCUUGGACAAGUCCAAGCCGAAGCCGAAGCCUGUUAAAUCCAAACUCUUCGAUGACAGCGACGAUGAUGACGAUUUGUUUGGCAGCGCAGCUGCGUCCGUGAGCAAAGCACAGCCAGCUCCCGCUCCCGCUGCAGCCAUUAGCCAAGCUCCCCUGUUCGCAAGCAGCAGCGAGGAGGAGCCGGAGCAGAAGCCGCCCAAAGCAUUGACCAGCAAAGCAAAGCUGCCCGCCAAGCCCGCCAAGAGUCUGUUCAGUGAUGAUGAUGAUGACGACGAUCUGUUUGGCGGCGGAGCUGCUGCUGCUGCUCCUGGUGCUAAGCGAGCUGCUCCAAGCAGCCAGGCCAGGCCUGUGCCCAAAAAGGCGGCCAGCAAGACGACGAUGGCGACGCCUCUGCAGGCCAGUAAAGUCGAUGGAGCCGAUAAUCCGCUGGCCGAUCUGUUGGGCCCAUGAGGUACUUUAUCUAAAACACAUUUUGUUAUAAUACUACAAGUAUGUUUAUUUACACUUAUCGAUUUGUUUAUGUUAAUUACACAACUCUACAACUGA
Drosophila montana is the source of this 4657-nucleotide messenger RNA. RefSeq names its product Family with sequence similarity 21 (gene FAM21). Bases 104 to 4561 code for a protein of 1485 amino acids. The record is from RefSeq and is a predicted model, not a curated record. Lineage: Eukaryota; Metazoa; Arthropoda; Insecta; Diptera; Drosophilidae. The transcript has 4 exons.